Messenger RNA from Ostreococcus lucimarinus CCE9901, 1697 nucleotides. RefSeq lists its product with no specific name. The transcript has a single exon. Gene Ontology annotation, molecular function: helicase activity. NCBI's taxonomy places the organism in Eukaryota, Viridiplantae, Chlorophyta, Mamiellophyceae, Mamiellales, Bathycoccaceae. The record is from RefSeq and is a predicted model, not a curated record. Bases 36 to 1697 code for a protein of 553 amino acids.
CCGUCGCGCUGGCGUCGCUCGUCUCGUAUCAGCGCAUGGCGCACGCGUGCUUCGUGCGACCGCGCGUGGCGUUUGCGCACCAAAUCGUCGGCGCCAAACGCGCGACGCACAUAAAAUUUAGCGAUUCCGACGAAGACGACGACGAGCGAGUCGACGGGAAAAGUGGUGUCGAGGGUGAUGAUGAAUCCUCGUGCGACGAGCGCGAGGGCGAGUACGUUUUACCGCUGAAUGCGUCGCAGCGACGGGCGUUGCGUCGAUUCUUCGCGCGCGACGGGCAUUUCGAUCAGUUACAAAUGGUUCAAGGACCGCCGGGAUGUGGGAAGACGCACUUCAUCGUAUCGCUCCUCGCGGUGCUCGCGGCGAAGAAACAGCGCGUACUCGUGUGCGCGCCGAGCAACAAGGCUGUGUGCGUCGUGAUGGAACUUUACCUGCGAACGUGCGGCGAAGACGCCGCGCCGUGCGUGCUCACGGGCGCCGAGGAUACGUUGCGAGAGGCGUCGUCGGUCGACGGCGGGGCGAUGGAUUAUUUCAUUUUCGAACGUUGCAACGUCAUCGCGUCGUCUUUUCGACGAUCUUUCGUUUCGGGAGGCGACGGCAUUCGCGAGAGCGCGAAAGCCGCGCGGCGAGCUCUGGAAUCCAUAGCGCCUUCGUUUUGCAAGGGCGUCGUCGCCGAAGGUCUCUCCGCCGUCGCCGCGAUGGACGACGAAGCGUCCAUGCGCGCUCGAGGUGAGGAGAUCGCGCGAGAAAUCGAAAAGGGCUCGGGGCGCGGUGAGCGUUCGGAUGAAUUCGCGCGCGAAGCUUUGAAUCGCGCGAGCUUGGUGUUCUGCACGCUCGCGAGCGCAGGCCAGUCGAUCAUGUCUUCGCUCGAGCAGCCCGACGCCCUCGUCGUGGACGAAGCCGCGCAGGCGCUCGAGCCGGAGAUUGCGAUUCCAUUUUUGCGGUAUCCAAGAAAAGCACUGCUCGUGGGCGAUCCUGCGCAGUUGCCAGCCACGUUGAUCUCGGAAAUCGCUCGACGUCACGGCCACGCGACUUCGCUCAUGGAACGAUUGAUGUCCGCGAACGCCGAGCGCGCGAGUUUGCUCGACACGCAAUACCGAAUGCAUCCGUCGAUCGCGAGUUGGCCUGCAGCGCAAUUUUACGGUGGACGCCUCGCGAACGCCGAUCACGUGUUGACGCGAAAUCUCCCGCAAGGUCUUUCAUCCAGCGUGCCGUCGUACGCCUUCGUGGACGUGGCGAGCGUCGAGAGUGGCGGAGUGGGAAAAUCGAAGUGGAACCAGCGCGAGGCCGACGUCGCGUGUGCGCUGAUUCGAGCGUUGAAAACCAAGUCUCCGACGCUUUUCGUCGUGUGCAUUACGUUUUACAGCGCGCAAGUUCGUGCCAUCGCUCGAGCUUUGCAACGAGCAGGCGUUCGCGAUGUGGCGGUGCACAGCGUCGAUUCGUUUCAAGGAAGCGAGGCGGACGUCGUCGUGUGUUCCGCCGUGCGAAGCAACGCAAAGGCGAACGUGGGAUUUUUAUCCGAUAAACGUCGUCUCAACGUCGCGCUGACGCGCGCAAAAUAUUCCUCAAUUGUCCUCGGGUCGCGCGAUACGUUGUCUCGAUGCGGCGUCGACGCGUUGCGUUCGCUCGUCGAAGACGCCGCGGCGCGCGACGUCAUCGUCUCCGAGCAUGACAUCGUGCGUAGAAUUAUUAGAAAUUAG